Messenger RNA from Formica exsecta, 1681 nucleotides. RefSeq lists its product as uncharacterized. Lineage: Eukaryota; Metazoa; Arthropoda; Insecta; Hymenoptera; Formicidae. The record is from RefSeq and is a predicted model, not a curated record. The annotation marks the transcript as partial. The transcript is spliced from 2 exons.
GAAGAGUCAAUCGAUGAAGCUUUAACAAAUCCAGAAGAUUCUAUCGAAGGCGACGAUGCUUGCAUAAAUUUAUUCGACGAUCCGUGUACGCCGGAAAAAAUUCGAGACGCACCGAUCACAUAUGAAUCUCCUCUGUACCACUCACCGAUUAUACGUUCGUCUAGAAGAUUUAAUUUAGUUUCUAAAAGAAAUAAUAUCGUGCAGCGUGAUAAGUUGCUGCCGGUGAAUAUACCAUCGUCGGAAGUAUGGUAUCCAGAGGAGACGGAUGAAGAUGAAAUAAUACUUGUCAAUCGUACGAACAACGUGAAAACAUACUAUCCUAAAGGUUACGCAGAAAAAAAUUCGCAAAGUUCGUUAGGGAUUUAUUGGAAUAACAUAUAUCCUUCGGGAUACUUCUCAUUGAGCGAUUUACUUUGGGAGGAGUUUGUCAAAAAAAAUCGCAAGGAGAUAUCUCAAUAUUUAGCACCGUCCUCCGCGCGAGUACCAGUCAAAGAGUACGACUCGGAGUUUCAACGCAAAUUUCCUGAUAUCCCUCCGAAAUUUGAAAGUCUUCCAGUUCCACCAGGAAUGAUAUGCAUUCGAGGACGCUCGAACAGAGUUUCGCAAAAAUGGGUAACGUAUGUUGAUGAUCCCAUCAAAUCCGAGAACAAAAAAAAUAACGUACGUCAAACGAAGGCUCGAACGAGAAAUAAAAGAAAACAGAAAGAAAGAAUGAUAAUGUUGCAAUCUGCACGGAAUGAAACUAACGUGUUCGAUAUAGAGGAUGAGAUAGACACCGAAUUUGAAACCGGUGGUCAGGAUGGUAAACGAAUGUCCUUGUCUGAAUUUCGUCAGAAACGAAAACAUGAGAAAUUGUCUUCAGCAUCUUGUCACUCGCGAACGCAGCAAGACUAAAUGAUGCGUUUAUGCGUUCUAUUUCGUUAUUUAUACAUUUGUUUAUAUAUUUGAUAUUUAUUUUGCAUUUAUACUUGUUACAAUUUUUUGUAUAGAUCUAUAAUCAAGAAAUGAUUGUUAGUAUUUUCUAAUUAUGUUAAAGAUUUGUUCUAUAAAUCUAAUAAAUUUUUUUCCAUGCGUGUUUUAAUGCAUAUCAGAUGCAAUAAAAUUAUGAUGAUACGCCAUAAUAUUUACAAUACAAAGAUACGUAUAAUUAUACGCAUUUCAUCAUGUAUAACAAUUCUCUUUUUCAUACUGGUUUAUGAAAUGUAUUACUAUAUACUAAUUAUUAUUACAUAUUGUGAUUAUCAUUAUUUUUGUAUACGUGUAUAGUUCCACACAUGUGUGUGUAUAAUUAUAUACUAUUAAUUGGAUAAUAUUAUUUAAGAUGGGCACACAUAAAAGAGCUUUUGCUCUAGCUUCUCUCGAUUCUGUAUUUAAAUUGAUAUAAUUUACGACAUGAAAUAUGUAAACAACAAAUCAUGUGACCUUAAAAAGAAAAUUAUAUUAUUCUUUGAUGUCCUUUUAAUAAACUUUUCGUUUCAAGCAAUCAACAUCGUAAAAUUUUGCUAAUCUCAAUUUCCUUCCUAUAUUAACAUACAUAUUUAUUCUAAUCGCCGAGUUUCUUCUAUCUGCCAGAUCAAGAUCUUCUAAAAUAUUCUACAAAAUCUUCUUUGAGAGUCAUUUCGUUCUAGUGCCUGUAUAUUUACAAAAGAUAUUCUAAUAUUUUUAUUUUUUAAUUGAAAGC